AAAAAAAAACAUAAACUGAAAAUUUUCCUUAGUUUCUCCAAAAUCAAGAAAACACACACAAAAAAAAAUUGUUGUAAGAAAACAUGGCACAAGUUGUAGCAAAAAAGAGACCUCCUAUAUCCUCAAAGCCAUCUCCCAAUGUUCUCCCUUACCAAACUCCAAGAUUAAGGGAACAUUACACUCUUGGUAAGAAAUUAGGCCAAGGACAAUUUGGUACAACAUAUCAAUGUACUGAAAAGGCAACAGGGCUACAAUAUGCAUGUAAAUCAAUUCCAAAAAGGAAACUUUUAUGUAGGGAAGAUUAUGAGGAUGUUUGGAGAGAAAUUCAAAUAAUGCAUCAUUUGUCUGAACAUCCUAAUGUUGUCAGAAUCAAAGGGACUUAUGAAGACAAUCUUUUUGUCCAUAUAGUUAUGGAAUUGUGUAAAGGGGGUGAGCUUUUUGAUAGGAUUGUUCAAAAGGGACAUUAUAGUGAAAGGCAAGCUGCACAUUUGAUGAAAACAAUUGUUAAGGUUGUUGAGGCUUGUCAUUCUCUUGGUGUCAUGCAUAGAGAUCUUAAGCCUGAAAAUUUCUUAUUUGAUAGUUCUGAUGAAGAUGCUACUCUCAAGGCUACAGAUUUCGGGUUGUCGAUUUUUUAUAAGCCUGGGCAAUAUGUCUCUGAUGUUGUAGGAAGUCCAUAUUAUGUUGCUCCUGAAGUGUUGCAUAAAUUCUAUGGACCUGAAAUAGAUGUAUGGAGUGCUGGAGUCAUCUUAUACAUCUUGUUAUCUGGGGUUCCUCCUUUUUGGGCUGAGACGGACAAUGGUAUAUUCAAGCAGAUUUUGAAAGGGAAGAUAGACUUUGAAUCUGAACCAUGGCCUCACAUUUCUGAUAGUGCAAAAGACUUGGUUAAAAAGAUGCUCGAUAGGGAUCCUAAAGCACGAAUAACUGCUCAUGAAGUCCUAUGUCAUCCGUGGCUUGUGGACGAUGCAGCUGCUCCAGACAAACCUUUGGGAUCUGCAGUGUUGAAUCGUCUUAAGCAGUUCUAUGAUAUGAACAAACUUAAAAAGAUGGCUUUACGAGUCAUAGCAGAAAGGCUUUCAGAGGAAGAAAUAGGAGGCCUAAAGCAGUUGUUCAAAAUGAUCGACACAGAUAGCAGUGGAACAAUCACAUAUGAGGAACUGAAAGAUGGCUUGAAAAGAGUAGGGUCUGACCUAGUGGAGUCCGACAUUAAGGCCCUGAUGAAAGCGGCUGACUUUGACAACAGUGGCACGAUUGACUAUGGUGAAUUCAUUGCUGCAACGUUGCAUUUGAAUAAGACGGAGAGAGAGGAGAAUCUGCUUGCUGCAUUCUCCUACUUUGACAAAGAUGGAAGUGGUUAUAUUACAACUGAUGAGCUUCAACAAGCUUGCGUAGAAUUUGGCCUUGGUGAUGUUAAAUUGGAUGACAUAAUUAAAGAGAUUGACAUAGACAAUGAUGGACGUAUAGAUUAUGGCGAAUUUGCAACAAUGAUGAAGAAGGGAAAUACAGGAUUUGCAGCUAGAACAAUGAGAGGCAAUUUGAAUUUUAACUUGGCAGAUGCACUUGGAGCAAGUGACAGUGAGAAAAAACAAUAGAAGCAUGAUUGUUUACCAGACCAAGCUGAUAGAACACGUUGGACCAACCGAUAACCGGAGGAGGUCAAGGAGGCUUUCAACCGGACGAGAGGGGUCAAGUAGAGCUGUAUUUGCCAAGACAAUGUUGGACUAUUACCAGCAUAGAUUGGUGCUCUAUUAUUUUGUCAUGGUAGAUAGGUUUAGUGCUAUAGUAGCAAAAUUACAGUUGUUGCUACUCUCAACAACAGCAUGCCCAGUAUCUUUCCACGAGCGGGAUUUGGAGAGGGUGGGAUGUAAGCAGACGUUACUCUUACCUUUGCUACUUUAUCUUAUAUAAUUUGAGGGUUUUUCCUCUAGUUCAUAAAUUCUAAAAUACUACAGUUGUUUGUACCUGAGAAGUGUUGUUAAAACCUUCUUUAUGUCUAUAUUAA
Molecule: messenger RNA, 1999 nt
Organism: Solanum verrucosum
Lineage: Eukaryota; Viridiplantae; Streptophyta; Magnoliopsida; Solanales; Solanaceae
Product: calcium-dependent protein kinase 11
Exons: 8
Coding region: 84-1589 (501 amino acids)
Biological process (GO): intracellular signal transduction; protein autophosphorylation; peptidyl-serine phosphorylation
Cellular component (GO): nucleus; cytoplasm
Molecular function (GO): calmodulin binding; calcium-dependent protein serine/threonine kinase activity; ATP binding
Source: RefSeq, a predicted model, not a curated record